Oryza brachyantha (malo sina) is the source of this 2598-nucleotide messenger RNA. RefSeq names its product disease resistance protein RPM1-like. The record is from RefSeq and is a predicted model, not a curated record. The transcript has a single exon. Bases 1 to 2598 code for a protein of 865 amino acids. Gene Ontology annotation, biological process: defense response to other organism. NCBI's taxonomy places the organism in Eukaryota, Viridiplantae, Streptophyta, Magnoliopsida, Poales, Poaceae. Gene Ontology annotation, molecular function: ADP binding.
AUGAUUCAUCAUUUCUUGAGCCAGGUUGGAACAAAAAUCUACAGCAACAAAGUUCUUGAAGGAUGGAUAGUAAGGGUGCGAAAGGUCGCUUACUGUGUUGAGGACAUAAUAGAUGAGUACUGCUAUAAUAUUACUCUUGUACAGGAUGAAGGUCGUUUUAAGAGGGUAAUUCACAAAACAUUCUUUACAAAUGCUUUUCAUCGCAUCGCUGUUGAGCUGAAAGACAUCGAGGAAGAGAUCAAACACCUGUCACAGCUGAAAAGGGACUAUCGAGAAAUGUUCAAUGAGUUACUCGACAAUGCUAGCGAUAAUGCUGAUAUGCACCUCCUCUCAUCUAAUCGUUCUCUACAUUCCAUAAAAGAAUAUGAGAUUGUUGGGAUGAAGGAAGACAUGGAACUGCUUGAUAAAUGGCUGGAUCCCAAGGAACUAGGUCGAAUAGUAAUAUCAGUGUGGGGUUUUGGUGGAUUGGGUAAAACAACCCUAGUCAGGAAGGUGUAUGAUUGGGAGAAAGGGCUGAAAAGUUUUGAUUGUUACUCAUGGAUUACAGUGUCACAUAAUUACAACAUUGAUGCCAUAUCAAGGAAGUUGAUUCAAGAGUUGAGUGAGGACCAAAGCAAAGUUCCUUCUGAUCUUGAUACUAUGCACCGUGGCCAGCUGAACAAAGCAUUGAAGGAGGUGCUAUCAUAUAAAAAAUACUUGAUUGUACUCGAUGAUGUAUGGGAUACUGGGGCUUUCCAUGAGCUGAUAGACUCACUGAUAGAUGACUACAAAGGAAGUAGGAUAAUAAUCACAACUAGGAACAAUGAUGUUGCUUCAUUGGCUCAAGAAAUGUACAAGAUGAAGCUUAAUCCACUAGGCAAUGAUGAUGCAUUUGAACUCUUUCGUAAAAGGUGUUUCCAGAAAAGCAAUAUGGAGUACCCCUCUCAUUUGGAGGAAUUGUCUAGGCAGCUUGUGAACAAGUGUGGAGGUUUGCCAUUGGCAAUUAAUGCAAUAGGCAAUGUAUUGGCUGUACAGGAAUCAAGAGAAAUAGUAUGGAGAAGAAUAAACAACCAAUUCAGAUGUGAAUUGGAGGACAAUCCUGGCCUAGACAAAGUAAAGAGUGCAAUGAGCAUAAGCUUCAUGUACCUGCCAAGGCAUCUGAAAAAUUGUUUUCUGUAUUGCAGUAUGUUCCCGCAAGAUUACGUUUUCAAUCGUGAGCUUCUUUUGAAGCUAUGGAUAGUAGAGGGUUUUGUAAAACAAAGAGGAACGAGUACACUGGAGGAGGUUGCAGAUGGCUACUUCAUUGAGUUGAUCCAACAAAGCAUGAUGCAACUUGUCGAGAACGAUGAGAUCGGCAGAGUGGUGAGCUGCAGAAUGCAUGAUAUCAUGCGAGAAUUAGGACUCACCUUUUCUAGGAAGGAAAGAUUUGGUCUGGCAGACAUAAACAUUGAAACUGAGAACAAGGAUGAUGUCCGCCGGCUACUUAUGUCAAACCAAGAGCAAGUGAAUCAGCUACUAAGAUCAACCAUGGAUCUUCCUCAUCUUAGGACAUUCAUCGCAACCAACAAAGUUGCAAAUUAUCAGUUGUUAUGUUUACUGAUUUCCAGGUGUAAAUACCUAGCUGUUCUGGAGUUACGAGACUCACCCCUAGACAAGAUUCCAGAAAAUAUCGGGGAUCUGUUCAACUUGCGCUACUUUGGCCUAAGGAGGACACAUGUUAAGUCCCUUCCGAGAUCAAUUAAAAAGCUUUCCAAUUUAGAAACUCUAGACAUGAAGUCCACUAAGAUUGAAACUCUCCCAAAAGAGGUAGCUAAACUAAAGAAGCUGAGGCACAUCUUUGCUGAGAAAUUGGAUGAUCCAGAAGAGAAGGAGUUGCGCUAUAUCCGUGGUGUGAAAUUUCCACAUGGUAUAUUUGAUUUGGUACAGCUGCAGACUCUGAAGACUGUCGAAGCAACUAAGAAAUCCGUGAAACUACUAAAAUCCUUGCCUGAUCUGAGGCUUUUGUGCGUUGAGAAUGUACGCCGUGAUGACUGUGCAACGCUGUUUUCAUCCUUGUCGAAUAUGAGCCAACUCAACAGCUUUCUCAUCAGUGCCAAUGAUCUGAAUGACCCACUGGAUUUUGAUGCUUUCAAUCCUAAAAGUACAAAGCUAGAGAAGCUCUUUAUCAGAGGAUGCUGGGACAGCGAGACAUUCUGGAAACCAGUGUUUCGUAACUAUGGUGCAAAUAUCAAGUACCUGACACUCACUUUUUGCAAAAAUAUUGCGGAUCCACUAUUAUCGAUCUCAUCCAGCAUGCCAAAUCUGAUAUUUUUAAGCAUACGCAGGGGAUGCUGGGCUGAGGACAUAACUCUUCGUGCAGGGUGGUUUCCUCAUCUGAAGACUCUUUGCCUAGGAAACAUGGAGCUUAGAAGGCUUUGCAUUGAGGAGGGUGCCGUUAUCAGGCUGGAAGUGCUGCUUCUGCUAUCCCUCAUGUCUCUCAAGGAGGUUCCAAAAGGUUUGGACCUUGUUCGAUCCCUCAAGAAGCUCAAUGUCUCCAUGCCACACCAUGAGUUCAAGGUAGAGUGGGAGAGAGACAACUGGAAGAUGAAAUUGCACCAUGUCCAAGACAUACGUGUGUAA